AUGGAUUUACCACCAGGAUGUAAUUUAGCUCAUGACAAGAAGAAUCAAGUUUGCAAUGGGUUAAAACAAUCUCAUAGGGCAUGGUUUGACAGAGUUACUAAGUCCAUCAAGAAUUUUAGAUACACUCAAAGUAAUUCAAACCACACCCUAUUCUUGAAGCGUGAUGGAGGAAAAAUCACUGCAUUAAUUGUUUACGUGGAUAACAUGGUCGUAACUGGGAACGACACAAGAGAGCAACAAAAGCUACAAAAGUAUUUGUCUCAUGAAUUUGAGAUGAAGGAUUUAGGUGCUUUGAAAUACUUCCUCAGAAUUGAAGUAGCAAGGUCAAAAACUAGUAUAUUUCUAUCUCAAAUGAAGUAUUUGAUGGAUCUACUUACUGAAAUAGGAAUGCUUGGAUGUAAGCCUACUGACAUACCAAUUGAGAUGAAUCAAAAGUUGUGUGAAGACAUCGACCGAUUGCCAACCAAUAAGGAACAAUACCAGCAUCUUGUUGGAAGGUUGAUAUAUUUGGCACACACAAGACCUGAUAUUGCAUAUGUUGUGAGUGUGGUUAGUCAGUUUAUGCAUUUACCCAGUGUUUCUCAUAGAAAUGCAGUUGAUCGAAUCUUAAGAUACUUAAAGUCAACCCCUGAAAAGGGAUUAAUGUUCUCAAAGCAUGGAAAUCAUGAAGUUGUUGGAUUUACAGAUGCUGAUUGGGCUGAUUCCAUUACUGAUAAACACUCUACAUCAUGCUACUUUACAUUCAUUGGAGGUAACCUAGUUACUUGGCGGAGUAAAAAAUAA
This is a messenger RNA of Prunus avium (sweet cherry), 783 nucleotides long. Lineage: Eukaryota; Viridiplantae; Streptophyta; Magnoliopsida; Rosales; Rosaceae. The record is from RefSeq and is a predicted model, not a curated record.